Molecule: messenger RNA, 1710 nt
Organism: Postia placenta MAD-698-R-SB12
Lineage: Eukaryota; Fungi; Basidiomycota; Agaricomycetes; Polyporales; Adustoporiaceae
Exons: 4
Coding region: 1-1710 (569 amino acids)
Biological process (GO): regulation of DNA-templated transcription; anatomical structure morphogenesis; cell differentiation
Molecular function (GO): DNA-binding transcription factor activity, RNA polymerase II-specific; RNA polymerase II cis-regulatory region sequence-specific DNA binding
Source: RefSeq, a predicted model, not a curated record
AUGGCCGCAGCGUAUGCUACAGACGUGCCCUUCAACGGGGCCGACGAUGAUGACGGCAUGCCCCCGCUCGUGGAUGCCCCAGCUCCGUCCAUGACAUUCACAUUCGCGACGGACAUGACGCCCAUCACGUUCAGCACCGACCCACUCAGCUUCGAGCUGCCUCCGGGCGACAUCCCCGCUGACCUGUCCGCGUACUCGCCGCAUACAUCCCCUGCGCUCGGCCCCAUUCGGGUCUCGCACGCGAAAAAGCGCGAUGCCUCGUACAUUCCGCGCCCGCCGAACGCGUUUAUCCUCUUUAGAUCGUCGUUCAUCCAUGCGCAGCACAUCCCGGGCAAGAUCGAGGGCAACCACAGCGCGCUCUCGAAGAUCAUCGGUAAAUACUGGAAGGCGCUCCCGCGCGAGGAGAGAGAAGUGUGGGAGGCCAAGGCCGUCCUCGCGCAGGCCGAGCACCGCAAGCGCUACCCCGACUGGCGGUUUAGGCCCGCGGCGAACGCGCUCGCAAAGGUAAAGGACGGCCCUAAGAGGCGCGUCAAUAAGAAGGGGCGCGGGGAGGCAGAGAAAGAAGAACACAGCCGCGAAAAGAGGUGCGCCAUAAUCGCCGAUCUCCUCGUAGCAGGCAAGACGGGCUCCGCGCUGGAGGCGGCCAUUAAGGAGUAUGACUGCACGGCUGGAGCGGCUACGAAGAUCAAGGAGGAGAGCGUUGGGGGCGCAGACGCCCCCGUGAGCAGACAGGAAGAGGCAAAGGCACAGAGUCCGGCCACGGUCGAGGUCCCCAUCGAGCAUCCCUCUUCCGCCAAACCCGCUCGCAAGCGUGCGGAUACGGCAGAUGUGCGUCCAAUGACGCCGGACCCUGCAUUCGACGCUCGUUUCAAGGUCCCUCUCACGGCGAUGUUCAAGCGGUCUUCCUCCGCCCCCGCCCCGCACACGCGCAGCGGCACCGGUAGCGGCUAUUUCGACGCCAGAAAAUUCGCCCUCGUCGCCCAUGGCGAUCUCGCUGCCGCGGGCGCGUCUUGGGCCGCCAACGUGCCCUACACGAAUUAUCCCAUCGCGCCUCCUGGUAAACACGAGGAUGCACCACGUGCAGACAAUCUUGUUGGUACUGCCAGUGACGGCACAGGAGCUGCGCGCGCAGGGGGCGUGUCGGUGGCGCAGCCGCUUAUUCCAGAAUUCUUCGCCGCGGGGUCGUUUUCGCCUGUCCUCGGUCAGUGGAAUGAGAUGUACGCCGCAAGCCCCGCGCAAUCGGGCUGCUGGAGUCCCCCAUUACCCGCGUUUGUGCCCGACGCGGACAACUUCUCUAGCCCGCUGCAGUCGCCGAUGUCUGCGCCAUUCAAUCUUCGGGACGCUUUCCCCGAUGCAGAUGCAGGCGUGUUUGGUGCAGCGCAAUUCUCGCAUGAACCUCACCAGUCCUCGUACUCCUCGCUGAAGGGCUGGGCCGGGGACGCAUAUUUCAAACGCGUUAACCCCGAAUUCGCAUUCGCGCCUCCAUUCGCGCUGCCGCCCGUCGCAGACGCUGCUAUGAUGCAUGACCCGCUCGAAGGAAGCGUUUCCGCCAUGCACGGCGAUUGGUACGGCAAUAAUGGGGUCUUCGUCGCAUCGCUCAACCGCCCGUAUCUUCGAUGGGACUUCUUCGAUGGCAGCGAAGGCGUGCCGAUUUUUCCUCAAGCGCACGCAUUGAAUUGUCUCCCGGACGACCGUCUAUUCUUCAAUUGA